CCAGUGCGUCAACGGCUGUUGCCUCACACGAACCGCCGAAAUUAUAGUUAGUGACCCCCAACGGAUACUUCGAAUAUACUCUCGACUACCGAGAACGCUAUACCGAGGCGGAACUGCCACUUUCGUACUACACGCGGGAGACGAAGAUGAUUCGAGGGUGCCGCUAACGAACCGCCAAAGGGCUCCCUUUGGGAUCACCUAAGGGGGGACCGUCGUAGACCAUCCUUCGAGCACGGCCGAACGAUUUCCACGGGACGCGUUUCGACAGACUAGAUUAUUCUACUGGUUGCUCAUAGAUGGUUUUUUCAGUGAAGUGUUUCAAGAAAUUGCCGAUUAUUUGUUCUCACUUCGAUACAAUUAUAUUCGUACAUCAAAGUGCGCGAUCACGCGAGAGUUUCAGUGUCGAAUAAUGACGAAUGUGAUGUCAUGUAUUUCAUUGGUAUCUACAGUCACUCGGUUAAGCGGAGAAUUGAGAGUUUGAGACGCGAAUAUUUGCAAUAGCUGUGCAUUAGAAGAUAAAACUUUCGAAGAAUAAGAUUGCCUUGGUUCAUCCCAUGGAAAAGUUUAACUUCCACGAAAGUUGACGUUAUGCUCAACGGAAAUAAUAAUCGUCAUACGCCUAUCACGAAAGAUUAAAAGUGUGAACAAUUCGCUGCCAGAUUUAUACAACAAUAUGCAUACUUAUAUGAAACAACUAAAAGAGAAUUAUGAAUCGAGCAUUUAUCUUAUCGCCAACGUUAUAACGAAGACUUGCUAAGAUUAAUGACGCCUCGAAAGUAAGCUACGCUUCAGAACUUUGGAAAAGAGACGCGACUAUCGCGAGAAAUGUCAGGCCGUUGAGCCUGGUUCGAAAGGUCAUGCGUUCUUGAAGAAUGCUCGCGAGAUUCUGGUUCAGCGGUUGAACCGAAUGGAAGGAUGUUUCAUCCGGUGUUCUGACUGCCUAUGGAUAUAUUCGGCCGUUGCAACGGCGGCAGCAGCGGAAGCACGGUAGCCGGAAACGGUGCUGGCUCAGUAAGGACGUCCAGCAACGAAUCCGCGGGUGGUGGCGGCGGCGGCGGCGGCACUUCGAGCGGUACCAGUGAGAGCGGCAGUAGCGCGAGCGGCAGGAUGCAGUUGACAGGAGCCUCGGCUCCUGGCGCAGCCGCCUCGCCGGAGUCGGGCGUCUCUCCGUUGACCGACGCCUACACCAAGAUGACCAGCGAUAUCCUCGCUGAGAGAACCUUGGGUGACUUCGUUAGCGAACAUCCCGGUGAACUAGUUAGAACAGGCUCGCCGCAUUUGGUCUGUACCGUUCUGCCCGCACACUGGAGGUCUAAUAAAACCCUUCCGGUGGCUUUCAAAGUUGUGGCCCUCGGCGAAGUAGGCGACGGUACCUUGGUGACUGUUCGCGCUGGCAAUGAUGAGAACUGUUGCGCCGAGCUUAGAAAUUCGACAGCUUUGAUGAAGAAUCAAGUUGCCAAGUUCAACGACUUAAGGUUCGUCGGCAGAAGCGGAAGAGGCAAAAGUUUCACCUUAACGAUAACGGUGUCGACGACGCCGCCCCAAGUCGCCACUUACUCCAAGGCGAUUAAGGUGACGGUAGACGGGCCGCGCGAGCCGCGAUCCAAGACCAGUGAGUAUCACUGGCAGCAACAACAGUUUCAUGCCUUCGCAUUCGCUUCGCAACGAGGCGGUCCAUUCUUCGCCUCGCCCCUAGUGGAUCCGCUGCAACCUUUGCCAAACCCGUUGCAACCAUUACCGAAUCCGCUCCAGCCAAGGGAUCCGUUGUCUUCUUUCAGACACGCGAUGCCUGGCAAUUGUCAGAAUAUGUCCCAGUUUGGCCUGACAGCGAGCAAUUCUUGGGGAUACGGUAGCACGGCCGGCUACGCCGGCUACCUCCCGGGUCCCCUUUCGUCGUGCGCCGCACAGGCCUCUUUUCCACCUCCGCCGCCACCCCCUCCGCCACCACCGCCGUCGUCCACGUUGGCGUCUUUCGCCGGCACGGCUUCCAUGGCUACGCCGACGGCACCGGACUCGACGGCGGGUUCGACUGUCACAUCCGGCACCGGUAAUACCGGCGCCACGCCGCAGCAGGACGCUUUUUCCGCGGUUUCCUCUCUCGUACCGGACACCACGACACCGGGUCAGUCCGAUCCGUUGGAUCCGCUGAGCAGCCUCAUGUCCGGUGGCUCCUCCACCCAGAGAUAUCAGGACUACGUGUCACCCAGAUCACUGUCCACCGACUCUAGCACAACCGAGAGCCCGGUGCACGAGGAGCAGGGCUUCGGGCAGAAUUACGGCAACUACUUUCCAACGCCCGGCGUGCUUCCCAGCAUCCUCUACUCCCAGCUCUAUGGGAAUCAGUUCCAGAAUCCUGAGAGCGCCGAGCAGAGGGCCGUCGCGGAUAGUUGCAGCGUAAGGCAAGAGGAAGUCAGACCGGAUAACAACGUUUGGAGACCAUACUGAAAGGCAGAAUCGAGCGAUUUCUUAUCGAACAAUUCGACUAUCGAGAAAUUGGGGAAUUGACGGAAGGCAAGAGGGAAGUAACGCUUAACGGAUCGCUCUCGCGCGGCUAUCAGCUAUUGUGACGAGAUCGAUAAUUAUAAUGUGACGUGGUGAUUACUUGAGAACCAUCCGAGUGUCGAGGACGAUUCUCGAUGGCGAAUUAGCACUAGUGGGCAUUAAAACUUGAUCCGGAAAAAACUCGGGGGACGAGUCCGUUUACCGAGGAACAUUUUCCCGGAAAACUUUGGGACAUAAAAAUUGUUUUACCGGUUGUGUCUCACGCCAAUAAAUCUUAGAGGAGUGCAAAUGAACGACGGGGAUUUGUAAUUAAGUGAGAACGAAAUUACGUACGAAUGAGCGAGUAUGUGAAAGUGGUGUGUGAUGACGACUACAAUAAUGAUAUUCAUAGAAUGUAUAUACGUGUACAUAAAGCUAGAACAUUGUCGUUUCAUCGAAUCAUUAUUCGCCGUUUUGAGCGAUGCGAUUUAGUUUCAUCGAUUACGUUUUCAUAGUAUAUAUAAUUGCGAACGACUGUGCUGCGGGAUCGUGCAAUAUCGUCGAGACUGACGUCGGCGAUCUUAGCUUCCUUUUUUCGUAAACACAUAUAUCUUCCACGAUGCGCGUUCAGUUUCCUUUCGACCUGCGUUUUCCUCAAAAACCCAUCUUUUGGACUGAAGAAAUCCGGCUCCACGCGCUUUCGGCGAGACAUUUGCAGCGACCCUGAGUUAUCUUGAGAACUCGACUGAUUCGCGAAAGGCUAUCGCGUGCGGUCACGUUCGGAUGAAGCCAACGAUAAAAUCGAAUGGGAUUCAAUUGGCGUAAAGUGAAAAAGCUUCCUGUCGCACGAAAAUGUCGCCGCGGAGAGCGCGCGAGCAGCGAAAUGCUCGCAAGUAUUCAACGAACGAAUGAACGAACGUGCCGGCAUCGAAGAUCUUACAUCGAAAUUUCUGCCAAUGAAACGAAAGCUCGAGGAACAACUCUCGCGAGAUAGUUUCGCGAGAAGCACCGCGCCGCGCCGGCAAGAAGCUUGUCCGUUUUUGUAAACCGGCGACGGGCACUCUGCGUUUCCGAAAAUGAUUUCCGAUACACAUAUCUACCAACCUAUUGUUAUCGUAGUUUUUGACCGAGUCGAAGUAAAAAUGUAUUUCAAAAUAUAAGCCAGGUAUGACUUUUCUCU
This is a messenger RNA of Vollenhovia emeryi, 3661 nucleotides long. RefSeq names its product runt-related transcription factor 1-like. Gene Ontology annotation, cellular component: nucleus. The record is from RefSeq and is a predicted model, not a curated record. Gene Ontology annotation, molecular function: ATP binding; DNA-binding transcription factor activity, RNA polymerase II-specific; RNA polymerase II cis-regulatory region sequence-specific DNA binding. The coding region runs from base 943 to 2445 and encodes 500 amino acids. Gene Ontology annotation, biological process: regulation of DNA-templated transcription. The transcript has 7 exons. NCBI's taxonomy places the organism in Eukaryota, Metazoa, Arthropoda, Insecta, Hymenoptera, Formicidae.